AUGGCUUCCAUUCCCACCCCACAAGAAACACAACAAUCAGGCACUUUCACAAUCCACUACUUCGCCUCCGCCGCCCAAUACACCACCAAAGACAGCGAGCGUCUGCCCGCCCCGCUGCCUCUCGCACGCCUCUUCGCGCUGCUGGAAUCCCGGUAUCCUGGGAUACAGGAGAAAGUGCUGUGCAGCUGUGGGGUCAGUGUCGAGGGCGAGUAUGUUGAUGUUGGGGAUGACGCGGAUGCGCGAAGGGAGAUUCACGUUGGCGAAGAGGUUGCGGUUAUUCCGCCGGUGAGCUCGGGGUAA
This is a messenger RNA of Penicillium alfredii, 300 nucleotides long. Its product is annotated as MoaD/ThiS family protein. The transcript has a single exon. Gene Ontology annotation, biological process: Mo-molybdopterin cofactor biosynthetic process. Bases 1 to 300 code for a protein of 99 amino acids. The record is from RefSeq and is a predicted model, not a curated record. Gene Ontology annotation, cellular component: cytosol. Lineage: Eukaryota; Fungi; Ascomycota; Eurotiomycetes; Eurotiales; Aspergillaceae.